AUGAAGCUUUCACAGUCUCUCGCAGCCCUGGCGGCAUGCGCCCAGCUUGGAUACGCUCUGGACCUCGACGUCUCAUCACCAGAUUCUAUCCGCAAUGCAGCAUCGACACUCGCGCAUGGCCUUAUGAACUACUACCAGAACAACAAGACCGACACACCAAAGGAGUCAAUAGGCACAUUACCUUAUCCUCUGUAUUGGUGGGAGGCUGGCGCUGUCUGGGGAGGUCUCAUCGACUACUGGGCCUACACCAACGACACGAGCUUCAACGAUGUUGUCAUGCAAGCCAUGAUGGCUCAGACGGGCACAAAUAAUGACUUCCUUCCCGAAGCAUACUACAGCAGCAUGGGCAACGAUGACCAAGCCUUCUGGGCCUACGCUGCCCUCUCCGCCCUCGAAUACGGCUUCCCUGACCCUCCAGAGGGCUCACCGUCUUGGGAGACGCUCGCCGUAAACGCCUUCAACUCUAUGGCUCCUCGCUGGGACACUACAACAUGCGGUGGAGGAUUGAGGUGGCAGGUCUUUUCGUCAAAUGCAGGAUGGAACUACAAAAACUCGGUAUCAAACGGAGGCUUUUUCCAGAUGGCUGCUCGUCUGGCACGCUACACUGGCAACAGCACAUACUACGAUUGGGCCGAGAAGAUCUGGGACUGGGAGACUUCGGUUGGGUUGAUCGACAGCAGCUACCGGGUCUAUGACGGCGCUAGCACCACCGACAACUGCCAGGAGAUUGAGCAGCUACAGUGGACCUACAACCCGGGCAUCUUCAUCUACGGCGCUGCAGCUCUGUACAACUAUACUAACGGUUCUUCUACGUGGGAGACGCGUUUGACCGGUCUGAUUGAGCAAGUCGACCAGUCAUUCUUCCAAGCCUUUGACAAUGCCACCAACAUCAUGGUCGAAGGAGCCUGUGAGCCGUACAAUACCUGCAACACCGAUCAGUUCAGCUUCAAGGCCUACCUGGCUCGCUUCCUCGGAAAAGCCAUGGUUGUCGCACCUUACACCCACUCCACCAUCCAACCCCUUCUCACCACCUCUGCUCAAGGUGCUGCCAAAUCUUGCUCUGGACCAAGUGAUGGCGUGACUUGCGGUCAAAAGUGGUACACGGACUUCGAUGGAAAAUAUGGCAUUGGACAGGAGCUCUCAGCCCUCGAAGUAACUCAGGCCCUCCUUAUUGAUGAGGCACCCGAGUUGAUGAACCACAACAAUGUCAAGAUCAAGCCGGCCACCACGUCGAGCACGCUCGAGCCGACUGUCAGCAUUGGAUCUGCCAGUGUAUCUGGUAUCACGAAAACAUCUGCCAUGACCACAACUGCCAGAUCAGCCACAGGCACAGGCACAUCCAAAGCUGAACCCUCGAGUACAGGCGCUGGAAUCAUGAACAGCGCCGUUCCUCGUGUCGGUGCCUUGGUCGGAGGUGCUUGGAUCGGAGCAGCAAUCUUGCUGUAG
This is a messenger RNA of Aureobasidium vineae, 1446 nucleotides long. Lineage: Eukaryota; Fungi; Ascomycota; Dothideomycetes; Dothideales; Saccotheciaceae. The record is from the annotation of a GenBank genome assembly.